Xenopus laevis (African clawed frog) is the source of this 861-nucleotide messenger RNA. RefSeq names its product calcitonin gene-related peptide (gene calcb.S). Bases 108 to 524 code for a protein of 138 amino acids. NCBI's taxonomy places the organism in Eukaryota, Metazoa, Chordata, Amphibia, Anura, Pipidae. The transcript is spliced from 4 exons. The record is from RefSeq and is a predicted model, not a curated record.
GGUUUGGAGUCUCCAUUGAGGAGCAUUGAGAAUUGGACACAUUAGUUGAAUUAUCCUGACCCAUUUUUACUGCAACAAGAGGAUUGCCACUGGGCUGGGAGAACAUAAUGGUUGUUUUGAAGAUCUCAUCCCUGCUUGCUGUCCUCGCCUUGGUACUUUGCCAGAUGCCCAGCUCACAUGCAGUACCCGUCAGACCUGGGCUGGAGGCAGUGGCAGAGAGAGUUGCAGUCAGUGACUAUGAAGCCCGCAGGUUACUCAGCGCUUUGGUGAAAGAGUUUGUACAGAUGACGGCAGAAGAAAUGGAAGAAGCAAAUGAAGGAAACAGCCCGGAUAGAUCCAUUUCCAAACGCUGCUCCAAUCUGAGUACUUGCGUCCUGGGGAAACUGUCGCAAGAGUUGCACAAGUUGCAAAGUUACCCUCGUACCGACGUUGGCGCUGGUACCCCAGGGAAGAAGAGAAACAUUAUGCCCGACAUGGACAGUGACCGUUACAGCAACUACGCGGAGCAGUUUGACCAUAACUAGAGCACACAGCCCCUUUAUUCAUUUUAUUUUACCCUCUUUUUUUGUCACUUGAUGCAUGUGAUGUUGUUUCCUGAUUCAGCACCGGACACUAACACCUUCCUGACUCGGAUCUCAGAUAGAUUAGGGCACCAGUGUAGUCAAUCAUAAAAGUGUGCCCCCUAUAGUCCACAAGCAUUUUGGGAAUAGAUCAGUUUGUACCCUUAGAUUGCAAGUGAUCAUUUGGAAAAUGUGUGUGUCUAUGGAUCUGCAUAGAAUCACACACGUGCUGCCUCCAAUAAAAUCAUAUUCUCACGCCUGACCAUGCACUUAAUUAAUAAACCUAUUUUUCUACAAGUUA